CCCGAGUUGCGUAUCAUUUAUCUCAAAUGCGUUCUUUUGCCUGAAAUUUAUGCUGCAACCUUUUCCAGUUCCCACAUCUCGUGUUGGACCUCUGUCCUCUGCGAUUCUCUCUCCACGCCCCAAAAGACAACUCUUGAACAAUGAAGCAAGACCCACUCGCACCGCAAUCCCCCUCGGGCUACUCGCUGUCGUGCAGUGGCCACCAACAAAUUACACCAUCGGUUAUGGACGAGCUCGACACGCCCCCGCCGUACACCGCAAGCGCCAGCCCGCGGACGGCUGCUACGGCUACAGCUGCAACACAUGCGACAUCGAACGGCACGUCCUCCCCAAGAAUAUCAGUGCACGAACUAGGUGAACAGCGACCGAGGCCCUCGCCGUACAACCUCCCCAGUGAAGACACCGGCCCCUACGUAUCGCUACCAGAGAUGACCACCUCCCCUAACUCCCGCGAGGACGACCACGCCGGUAUGAAAUACGAAGACCAGGCGGGUUGUUGUUUUAGCGACACUGGAGGCUGCUGUUUCAGCACACGAGGCGGGUGUUGCUUUAGCGACACCGGGGGAUGUUGCUUCUCGGAGAGUGGCGGGUGUUGCUUCAGCAGUAGGGGGGGAUGCUGCUGCAGCCAUGGUGGCGGAGGCUGCUGUUCGUCUGGUAUAUCGUCCGAGAAGUAGAGCCAGGUGCCAGAUUGCGCUGUGAUCAGCAAUACACCCUGUGAAGACUGAUACCGCCUGAUAACUGGAGGGUUGGGGCCACCCUUCUGCGAACUUGGAGGAUGACACGCAAGACAUACAGGCACAAUCGCCUUGCCAUACCCCGACACUCGUUGAAAGAUACAAGGAGGAUCUGGUGGAGGCAGAUGGCACGAGGCGCGUUGACUCGGGUCUGUUGAAGAUCAAAAAUGAAGAAGUAUUACUGAAGAAUGGCACCAUUUGUGUACUGCUGGCGGAGAUGUCGGCAGGACUAUCAUUCAGGAGUCUUGCAUCGUGCUGACCAGCAUCGACAAGCCCUUAACCUGGUUCACAACUGGGAACGCGAUUGGUAGAGGGAACAAGGAACCGCUCUGGGGAUUUAUAUCUGCAGUGAGACUGGCACCGUAAAUGCAACAACUUAUGGAUAGAGAGUCAAGGUAGUCAAAGCGUAUUUUUGUCAUUAAUCACCUGAUUUAAUUGUUGUAAUC
Molecule: messenger RNA, 1180 nt
Organism: Cryphonectria parasitica EP155
Lineage: Eukaryota; Fungi; Ascomycota; Sordariomycetes; Diaporthales; Cryphonectriaceae
Exons: 3
Coding region: 141-674 (177 amino acids)
Source: RefSeq, a predicted model, not a curated record